Molecule: messenger RNA, 2680 nt
Organism: Cheilinus undulatus (humphead wrasse)
Lineage: Eukaryota; Metazoa; Chordata; Actinopteri; Labriformes; Labridae
Product: NACHT, LRR and PYD domains-containing protein 12-like
Exons: 7
Coding region: 44-2680 (878 amino acids)
Molecular function (GO): protein binding
Source: RefSeq, a predicted model, not a curated record
CCCUCCAGACUUCAGUAGUGGACCAGGACCCUCAGAUUCACAAAUGAGCCAGAGGCCUGUUUGUGUGGAAGAACGAUCUGGAACACUACGACUGCAGAGAUCCAGUCAGUCCAGAAGUGUAAUAGCAGAUAGAGGUCUACAGGAGGUUCUAGAUGAACACAGGAUCAGUCUGAGGGAGAGAUGUGAACAUGUGACUGAAGGAAGUGAUGAAGCAGGAAGUAGAACUCUUCUGAACAGGAUCUACACUGAGCUCUACAUCACAGAGGGACAGAGUGAAGAGGUGAACAGCCAACAUGAGGUGAGACAGCUUGAGACAGCUUCCAAGAUGGAGAGCCUCCAUGAGACUCCAAUCAAGUGUCAGGACAUUUUUAAAGCCUUACCUGGCCAACAGAAACCCAUCAGAGUGGUUCUGACCUACGGUGUGGCUGGUGUUGGAAAAACCUUCUCUGUGCAGAAGUUCACUCUGGACUGGGCAGAGGGCUCAGAAAACCAGGACAUCAGUCUGCUGGUUCUGCUUUCAUUCAGGGAGCUGAAUUUGAUCAGAGAUGAGCGCUACAGUCUUCUGGAGCUGCUCCGUGUUUUCCAUCCAACAUUACAAAAGGUCAGAGCAGAGACGCUGGCUGUCUGUAAACUUUUGUUCAUCUUUGACGGCCUGGAUGAGAGCAGACUGUCGUUGGAUUUCAACUUCAGUGAGGCUGUGUCUGAUGUGUCAGAGAAGUCCUCGUUAAACGUGCUGCUGCCAAACCUCAUCAAGGGGAAUCUGCUUCCCUCAGCUCUCAUCUGGAUAACGUCUCGACCUGCAGCAGCCAAUCAGAUCCCUCCUUCAUGUGUGGACAGGGUAACAGAGGUCCGAGGCUUCACUGACGCCCAGAAAGAGGAGUACUUCAGGAGGAGGUUCAGUGAUGAAGAUCUGUCCAGCACAAUCAUCUCCCACAUCAAGACAUCCAGGAGCCUCCACAUCAUGUGUCUGAUCCCAGUCUUCUGCUGGAUCACUGCUACAGUUCUGGAGCACAUGAUGAGCACGGAGCAGAGAGGAGAGCUGCCCAAGACCCUGACAGACAUGUACUCACACUUCCUGUUGGUUCAGACCAAGAGGAAGAAGAACAAGUAUGAUGAGGGACCUCAGAUGAGUCCUGAGGAACUCACCAGAUCUGACAGGGAAGUUCUUCUGAAGCUGGGGAGGCUGGCGUUUGAACAUCUGGAGAAUGGAAACAUCAUGUUCUACCAAGAAGACCUGGAGCGCUGUGGUCUGGAUGUCACAGAGGCCUCGGUGUACUCAGGAGUUUGUACUGAGAUCUUUAAAAGAGAGAGUGUGAUCCUCCAGAAAACAGUUUACUGCUUUGUUCAUCUGAGCGUUCAGGAGUGUCUGGCUGCAGUCUACAUGUUCCACUGUUUCACCAACAGGAACAUAGAUGUAGUGGAGGCUUUCUUAGAAGACAUCAGACACAAGGACUCAUCCCAAAAUCCUUUCUUGAAGAAGAAUCCUGAGUUUUUUCAAACUCCUGAUAGCUUUGAUCUAUCCCUGGAUGUCUUUCUGAAGUGUGCUAUGAAGAAAUCCCUGAAAAGUCCAAAUGGACACUGGGACCUGUUUAUUCGCUUCCUUCACGGCCUCUCUCUGGAGUCCAACCAGAGACUCUUAGGAGGUCUGCUGGGUCAGACAGACAUCAGUCCAGAAAUGAUCCAGAGAGUCAUCAAGAACCUGAAGGAGAUGAACAGUGAUGAUAUCUCUCCUGACAGAAGCAUCAACAUCUUCCACUGUCUGAUGGAGAUGAACGACCUCUCAGUACAUCAGGACAUCCAAGACUUCCUGAAGUCAGAGAACAUUCCAUGGUGGAAACUGUCUGACAUCCACUGCUCUGCUCUGGCCUACAUGCUGCAGAUGUCAGAGGUUCUGGAUGAGUUCAGUCUGAGCCGGUACAACACAUCAGACCAGGGACGACUGAGACUGAUUCCAGCUGUGAGGAGCUGCAGGACAGCUUGGCUUCAGGACUGUGGACUAUCAGAGACCCACUGUGAAGUCGUGGCCUCAGCUUUAAAGACCAACCCCUCACAUCUGAGAAAGCUGUACCUGAGUGACAACGACCUGCAGGAUUCAGGAGUGGAGCUUCUUUCUGCUGGACUGAAGAGUCCAAACUGUCGACUGGACACUCUGUGGUUGGAAAACUGUGGUUUGUCAGCGAUCAGCUGUUCUUUUCUGGCCUCAGCUUUAAAGGCCAACCCCUCAUAUCUGAGAGAGCUGGACCUGGAUAAGAACAUGCUGCAGGAUUCAGGAGUGGAGCUUCUUUCUGCUGUACUGAAGAGUCCAAACUGUCGACUGGAGACUCUGGGGUUGUCAUACUGUGGUUUGUCAGCGAUCAGCUGUUCUUCUCUGGCCUCAGCUUUAAAGGUCAACCCCUCAUGUCUGAGAGAGCUGGACCUGAAUAACAACAAGCUGCAGGAUUCAGGAAUGAAGCUUCUUUCUGCUGGACUGGAGAGUCCAAACUGUCGUCUGGACACACUGGUGUUGGAAAACUGUGGUUUGUCAGCGAUCAGCUGUUCUUCUCUGGCCUCAGCUUUAAAGGCCAGCCCCUCAUAUCUGACAGAGCUGGACUUGAAUGAAAACGACCUGCAGGAUUCAGGAAUGGAGCUUCUUUCUGCUGGACUGGAGAGUCCAAACUGUCGACUGGAGACUCUGAGGUAA